AUGCUAGCAGCAAACGGUCGGCAGGAUCGUUACUCGCAGAGAGCCGAGCGCUGCCCUGGGCCGCAGCCCUCCUGGGCCACCGCGCUCUUCCUGGCGCCCUGUGGAGUCCGGGCUUCCCUGGCCGCCGGGCGCACGGGGCUGUGCACGCCAACUCCUGGAACUGCAGCAGGACCCAACGAGUGGAGGCCACCCCUCCUGUCACUGGAAAUCCGGGUAGAGGAGGAUGAUGAUGAUGAGUCGCGAGAAGAAGAGAAGGAAGACCUGAAAAGCUAUUCAAGAAGAAAGAUCGUUUCCAACUGGAGCCGCUAUGAGGAUGCAGAAAGAGAGGGACAGAAAGACAGUGCAGAGUCUCAGAGAGGAGCAGACUUCCAUGUCUUGCUUAGCUCAGCAGGAGACUCCUUCGCACAAUUUCGAUUUGCUGAAGAGAAGGAAUGGGAUAUGGAAAGCAUAAGCCAUAAGCAGUUAUCUGUCCUUAAUGUCGACUGUCAGACUUUGGUCCAGGCCCUUCAGGAGUUGCCUCUACAUCUAAGGUUGAAUGUGGCUGCUGAGCUUGUGGAGGCAUCGGCCCCUGUCGAACUCCCGCCCAUGAAAUUUAGGAACGUUGAAGCCAGCAAGAGAAGAGAGACUCUGUUUCAACAGUCUUUGGCCCCAAGCAAAGCUGUGUCCGUGUCCCACUGUGGCCACGAUCCUGCCGCCCCGUCAGAACCUACCAGUAAAGGUGCUCGGGCAGCAGGGCUGCCUCAGCGGGGCCGCCCGCUGCCGGAGCAGGAGACCGACCACCUGGAGGAGGAGCUGGAUCGGCUCCUCAACCUGGAUGCUCCCAUGACUGUGCAAGACAGAAGUGUGUCAAGUGCUGUAGACAGCAACGUAACUGAGAAAGAUCAGGAAACGGAUUAUAAGGAAAAAGAACCUCAAAAAGUGGAUGUCCCUGAAGAGAAUAGUUCAGCAUUGCAGCAACAGCAAAGUACAUCUAAAAAUGUCACUGAGGAAGAGCUUGAAGAUUGGCUGGACAGCAUGAUUUCCUGAAGCCCAAAUUCUCUUAUGUGAAUAAUGAAUAUAACAAAAGUU
Messenger RNA from Tinamus guttatus (white-throated tinamou), 1068 nucleotides. The record is from RefSeq and is a predicted model, not a curated record. NCBI's taxonomy places the organism in Eukaryota, Metazoa, Chordata, Aves, Tinamiformes, Tinamidae.